UGCACAGAGCACGUAAAAAAGUCGUUAAGAAGUCGUAUUCAACUUCCUACUGUGAUUGCCUGGUAUUUCGGGGCUAAGAACUGCUUUUCGCUUCCACGCUGCAUAAACGUGACUGUAGGCUGUGCAUGUGAUUAGAACUUGACCAAUCAGCGACGUAGAAUAAAACUUAAUGUCGGUGAGCCCGAACUCUGCGAUAAGAGAACGGAGCAGGCGCAGUAGCGAGAAGUUAUGAAACCAGUGAGAAAGCCGAGGCCGAGCAUGCGGAAUUGAAGGCUACCGGACCGUACAAUCUCCCCUUACCUAAAUAAAAUUGGGAUAAGAAAUGAUACUUCCUCAAGGAAUGACAUAAGCAUCACGGAACAACAACAACGGAAAGAUUAUGGCCCCAAACUCCAUCCACUGGUUCCGGAAGGGGCUCCGUCUCCAUGACAACCCGGCACUCAGGGAGGCGGCGCGUGGUGCCUGCACGGUCCGCUGCGUUUACUUCCUGGACCCUUGGUUUGCCGGCUCCUCCAACCUCGGAGUCAACAGGUGGAGGUUCCUCUUGCAGUGCCUGGAAGACCUCGAUGCCAACCUCCAGAAACUGAACUCUCGCCUUUUUGUCAUCCGUGGGCAGCCAGCCAACGUGUUCCCUCGCCUCUUUAAGGAGUGGAAAAUCUCACGUCUGACAUUUGAAUACGAUUCUGAGCCCUUUGGCAAGGAGCGGGAUGCUGCCAUCAAGAAGCUGGCGACGGAGGCUGGGGUGGAGGUCAUUGUGAAGAUCUCACACACCCUCUACGACCUGGACCGGAUCAUCGAGCUGAAUGGUGGGCAGCCCCCGCUCACCUACAAGCGCUUCCAGACGCUAAUCAGCCGCAUGGACCCCCCCGAUCCGCCGGUGGAGCCACUGUCCGAAGCUUUCAUGGGGGGCUGUGUGACCCCUGUGGCUGAGGACCAUGCUGAGAAGUACGGGGUUCCGUCGCUGGAGGAGCUGGGGUUUGACACGGAGGGCUUGCCGUCGGCGGUGUGGCCAGGAGGGGAAACGGAAGCUCUGACCCGGAUAGAGCGGCACCUGGAGAGGAAGGCAUGGGUGGCAAAUUUCGAGAGGCCCAGGAUGAAUGCAAACUCUCUGCUGGCGAGUCCCACUGGACUCAGCCCCUACCUCCGCUUCGGGUGUCUGUCAUGUCGUCUCUUCUACUUCAAGCUUACAGACCUCUACAGGAAGGUGAAGAAGAACAGCUGGCCUCCUCUCUCCCUCUACGGCCAGCUGCUGUGGCGCGAGUUCUUCUACACAGCUGCCACCACCAACCCUCGCUUUGACAGGAUGGAGGGCAACCCCAUCUGCGUGCGCAUCCCCUGGGACCGCAACCCUGAAGCGCUGGCCAAGUGGGCUGAGGCCAAGACCGGUUUCCCCUGGAUCGAUGCCAUCAUGACCCAGCUGCGCCAGGAGGGCUGGAUCCAUCACCUGGCCCGGCAUGCCGUGGCCUGCUUCCUGACACGGGGGGACCUCUGGAUCAACUGGGAGGAGGGCAUGAAGGUGUUUGAGGAGCUGCUGCUAGAUGCAGACUGGAGUGUGAACGCGGGCAGCUGGAUGUGGCUCUCCUGCAGCUCCUUCUUCCAGCAGUUUUUCCACUGCUACUGCCCAGUGGGCUUCGGCCGCCGCACCGACCCCAACGGCGACUUCAUCAGACGAUAUUUACCUGUUCUCCGAGGUUUCCCGGCCAAGUACAUCUACGAUCCCUGGAACGCUCCAGAUUCUGUGCAAGCCGCUGCCAAGUGCAUUGUGGGUAUCCACUACCCCCGGCCUAUGGUCAACCAUGCGGAGGCUAGCCGUCUGAACAUCGAGAGGAUGAAGCAGAUCUACCAGCAGCUGUCACGUUACCGUGGACUUGGUCUGCUGGCAUCCGUGCCAUCGAAUCACCACGGAAACGGCAAUGGAGGGCUGAUGGCCUACUCGCCUGGGGAGCAGCCUGCAGCCGCUGCAGUCAGCGCAGCCCAGGCGCCGGGUGCAGCAGGAGGUUCAGUCACCGGCGGCAAAGGCAGUGGAAGCAUCCUGCUGAACUUUGACAGCGAGGAUCAGCCGGGUCUGAGCGGCGGGCAGCAGCACGGCUAUCAUGGCACGGCAGACCCAGGCCAGGCGACGGCCAGCCAACGCCUUUACCAAGCCUGCAGUUCACACGAGUUCGCUGUGCCCCAGCAUCCAGGGCGCCUGAGUCACGGUGGUCCCUCGGGGAAGAGGGAGCGUGAGCUGGAACGAGAGACCAUGGGCGACGGUGACACUCACACAUCCUCGCGUAAGGUGCAGAGGCACAGUUCAGAGAAGAGCUAAGAAAAAACAUCGUGUCUUACUGAACCCUUUUAUCUGCUGAAAACCUGAACAUCAAAAUAACAACACUGAAGAUCUAUUUUUUAAAUAUUUUUUCCACCAAAAAUUGUAUUAUUUUAAGAUUUAUUUGAAGUCAUUGGGCCUUUAUUUUAAAUCAAAGAUUCAAAUCAAAGCAUACAGUUUUUAUUUUUAAGAACCCUGGAUUCAAAGGUGAAAAUGUGACAUGGUUACAUGUUAGGUGUUGGGGUAAAAGUGGACAUUGCAGGAAGCUCAGCCUGGCACAGUCAGUGUUCAGGGGGUGCAGCACAUGGUCAGCCGCCGUAAAGCUCUUCUUACUGCCCAUCUCUCCUGCUCCCGGCUAACACAGCGGCACCCUUAGCUAAGACUGAGGACAUUCCUUCCUGAGUAUGUCGCUGAAAGUCUAAGGUUGGAAGUGAGGUAGAAGGGGACAUGACUCUACAGAUGUGUGACCUCAACACAUUGGUCCAGCACCUUCGAUCUCAUUGCUGAAAUCCUGCUCUUCACCAUCCUAGAGCAGCUGCCAUUCAUCAGGCACUGAUUCUCUUGGCUAAUGAACCUGCCCUGAAUCUCUGCCACUACUCAGAGCUCAGAACCUCAAAAGGACACCUAGUCUAGGAUUGUACUGAAACAAAGGUAGCUAUCAUCCAUGUGAUUAAUCUGUGUGGUGCUCCAUGCUGUUUGCAGUCAGGACUCUGGAUUUACAUUCAUGGACUCCCAGGUCACAUCUCUGCUCUGCCUGUGUUCCUCAGCGGCCUGUUUCCAUGGAGCUCGUAAAUGUGACCGACUGCCCGUAAGGGAGCAUAUUCCAUUUGGAACGUCUGUCCUUUGGUGGUGCAAAGGUUCCACUGUUUGUCCUCAUUAUUUUUGUAUAUAUACAGUUUAUAUGUAUAUACAUUAUACACCAUGCAAAUGCUGUAUGUGGAGUAGCAUGUUAGCAUCUUGUUUUUAUCAAAAGCGAAGCAACUGGAGAACAGCGCGUUGCGUAUUACUGCCCGACUUGAGUGCCGCACACCGGCAGCCCUUCCCGUACCGACAGCUGGAGAACAGCGCGUUGCGUAUGUAAUCCCAGCCUGUUACUGCCCGACCUGAGUGCCGCACACCGGCAGCCCUUCCCGUACCGACAGCGUGUCAAACCUCAUUCACACCAUGUCACGGGUACUGAAGUGCAUCCUCUCCCAGCACUUUGCCUAAUUACCUAAUGUUAAUUUAUGUCAUUUACAAACCAAUUGCCUGUUCUGGGGUAUUAACAUUAUACAGGAUAUUAGCCUCCUAACUGCCUCAGGAAACGUGCAGCAAAAGACCAGAUUUCUUAUGCCAGUUACAGUCCAAUGCUGACUGCAGGUAGAAAUGUUUAACUUUCAUUAUGUUGGUCACUUGUCCUCAUUUUACCCCAUCCCAGUUUCAUCACACAUUUUCACCACUUUCAGAAAGGCUAAACAGGAGAAAAUGAAAGAAAAUGAUCCUGAAAUGAUCAGUAAACAAAAAGAUGUUUUUCCCCUCAAUGUCACACACCUCAGAUAUACCAUUUCAUAAAACAAAGAUUUGCUUUAGAUUAGAAAGCUGAAGGACAGUGUCCAGGAAACUCCUCAGCAUUUUUAUAAAAUUUUUAAUAAAACGAUAAAAUAUAAAAAAUCAAGUUAAGCAAGUUGUCAGAAAGAGAUUGAGACCCUCGUUUCUGCCGUUAGACGUGAAAUGGACUAAGGUUAGGGUUAUAUAAGGUUUUUAUAUAGUCUAACACUGCAGCUGUCUACUGUCCUUGAUGACAAAACAUUCCUCAUGUUCCAAAUCCAUUUAAAUGGUGCCUCAGAAAUGGAAUCGAUUGGAGAUUCACAUGUACGUCUGAGCUGUACAAUGCAUUGGCAACCUAGCAGCUCCGCUUCUGGCUAUAUAUUUGCUUAGCAGUUUGCUGUGUUUUUCCCCAAACCAAGAUGGCCAAUAAGAGUUUUGUAAUGAGGCUUAGAUAUUGAUUUGGUAAUCGAUUCAAAUUCGCCAUGAGGAUAGGCUUGUGAUAUUUUUUAACACCAUAUUAUACCUAUUUUUAUAGUCAAUGUGCUGUGGGAACAGUCUUGUUUAAACAUAUUUGCUUCUGUAGCCCCCUUCCCCAAGCAAAAAAAAAAAAACAUAAAAUCCAAAUCCAUUUUUUAAGUCGUUCCCCCCCCCCAUGUUGCACGUUGCUUAUUCACCAGUAAGAGUGCAGACUGCUUCAGGUGGCUCUAGUUGAGUCUGUGUGUAUUUUCUUUCAUAGGAAAUGGGAGCCUGAACAGCACUUGGCCUCAUUAGUGUGGCUCCCAUUGUUUUUGCUUCAUACAGCAGUGUCCAGUAUAUUAUUAUAAACUGCAUUGUUGCUGUAGAUUUUGACAAUCAUUUUAUCCUCAUUCAUUUCCUUCCUCAAAAAUAAAGCAAAACAAAUGCCAUGGUAUAGAUGUAUUGUCUAGUUUGUAAGUUGUUGUACUUGUGCUUAAUUGUAAUGUGGAUGAAUAAAACUGCUGCUGCAGUGAAAGGUCUUGA
Paramormyrops kingsleyae is the source of this 4834-nucleotide messenger RNA. Its product is annotated as cryptochrome-1-like. NCBI's taxonomy places the organism in Eukaryota, Metazoa, Chordata, Actinopteri, Osteoglossiformes, Mormyridae. Gene Ontology annotation, biological process: circadian regulation of gene expression; negative regulation of DNA-templated transcription; entrainment of circadian clock by photoperiod. The record is from RefSeq and is a predicted model, not a curated record. Gene Ontology annotation, cellular component: nucleus; cytoplasm. Gene Ontology annotation, molecular function: DNA binding; FAD binding.